AUGGCAGAGACAAAUAAAGGAAUUGAAGAAGAAGUGGCGAGGGCGUUUGUGAAUCACUACUACCAUCUCUUUGACAACGAUCGAUCUUCUCUUUCCACUCUCUACAAUCCCACAUCAUUGCUCACUUUUGAAGGCCAAAAGAUCUACGGCGUCGAAGACAUUUCCAACAAGCUUAAGCAACUUCCGUUCGAUCAAUGUCGCCAUGUGAUAAGCACCGUUGAUUCUCAGCCUUCUUCAAUGGCUGGUGGUUGCGGCGGAAUCCUCGUUUUUGUGAGCGGUAGCCUCCAGUUACACGGCGAGGAUCAUCCUCUUAGGUUUAGCCAGACGUUUCACUUGAUUCCUCUUCUACAAGGAAGUUUCUUCGUCCAAAAUGAGAUGUUUCGGCUCAACUAUGGUUGA
Microthlaspi erraticum is the source of this 399-nucleotide messenger RNA. Lineage: Eukaryota; Viridiplantae; Streptophyta; Magnoliopsida; Brassicales; Brassicaceae. The record is from the annotation of a GenBank genome assembly.